Molecule: messenger RNA, 492 nt
Organism: Fusarium graminearum PH-1
Lineage: Eukaryota; Fungi; Ascomycota; Sordariomycetes; Hypocreales; Nectriaceae
Exons: 1
Coding region: 1-492 (163 amino acids)
Source: RefSeq, a predicted model, not a curated record
AUGAACAGCAAGAAGGCGGCACGGCAUACAAUUGGCAGUCAAACAAAGCCGAAAUGGACUUAUCACAUUUGCGCGGAACUCCGUGGUGCGGUAACUGCACAUCGGCCUUUUCCUAGCUGCGGAGUCCGAUGGCUUCCCGCUGCAGCUCAGAGCUCAACACCGACGGGCUUGGACUCGGAUUUCGCUGCACCGCCGUGCAGCGAGUCUCCAUGCAUGGCAAAUGUGUGUAUUCAAUCGAUCGGUCGAAGGACGAGCAUCAUACGAACUACAGCCAGAAAUCGGCUCAUCGUCGUGGGCAUCGGAGCGAAUGGAGUGCGGUCACAUUCACGGACUUUGACAUUUCACGGGGUCAUUGUUCGGGAUAUGCGCGAUGGAGAAAUUCGGCUUUUGAAGACACCGCCGGAUGUGCGUCAGAACAUGAAGCGCGAGAGGAGGGAUGCGAUUACCGAGCGUUCGGCUCUCAUGGGGAUCGGAGUAGUUCUCGGCGGAUAA